AUGUCCCAAACCAAUGCCCCUAAGCUUUCAAGUUCCUUCUACGAUGAGCUUCUGACUACAGGUGCCUUCUCCGAUAUCGAGCUCGAUCUUGGUGAAGACGAAAUUGUCAAGGCUCACUCCACCAGCUUGAUGCCAAAAUCCACGUGGUUCGCAGAGCAGUAUCCAGGAAAGAAGCGCCUCAAGUUGAAGACUCCGUCAGACAGGAUAAUGGAGCAUUUCUGA
Macroventuria anomochaeta is the source of this 222-nucleotide messenger RNA. RefSeq lists its product as uncharacterized. Bases 1 to 222 code for a protein of 73 amino acids. The record is from RefSeq and is a predicted model, not a curated record. NCBI's taxonomy places the organism in Eukaryota, Fungi, Ascomycota, Dothideomycetes, Pleosporales, Didymellaceae. The transcript is spliced from 2 exons.